Cajanus cajan (pigeon pea) is the source of this 1350-nucleotide messenger RNA. Its product is annotated as transcription factor MYB44. Gene Ontology annotation, cellular component: nucleus. Gene Ontology annotation, molecular function: DNA-binding transcription factor activity, RNA polymerase II-specific; RNA polymerase II cis-regulatory region sequence-specific DNA binding. Gene Ontology annotation, biological process: regulation of DNA-templated transcription. The record is from RefSeq and is a predicted model, not a curated record. NCBI's taxonomy places the organism in Eukaryota, Viridiplantae, Streptophyta, Magnoliopsida, Fabales, Fabaceae.
CCACCCUCUUUUCUCACACUCACAAGGAGCCUCCUCCCUCUCCCUCUCCCUCUCAGCCUCUCAAAUUUUAUUUUCCAAUUUAAUUUUAACUGCCGCUCCCGUUUACAUGAUUCUGCUUUGUUGACAUGGCGUCGGGAAGCAGAGAAAUGAUGGAUCGGGUCAAGGGUCCGUGGAGCCCGGAAGAGGACGAGGCGCUCAAGAGGCUGGUCCAGGCCCACGGGCCGAGGAACUGGUCGCUGAUAAGCAAGUCCAUUCCGGGGCGAUCCGGGAAAUCGUGCCGGCUGCGGUGGUGCAACCAGCUCUCUCCGCAGGUGGAGCACCGUCCGUUCUCGGCGGAGGAGGACGAGGCCAUCGUCAGGGCCCACUCCACGUUCGGAAACAAGUGGGCUACCAUAGCCCGCUUGCUCAACGGCCGCACCGAUAACGCCGUCAAAAACCACUGGAAUUCCACCCUCAAGAGAAAAUGCUCCGCCGUCAGUCCCGACGACCCUCGGCCUCUCAAAAGAUCCGCCAGCGUCGGCGCGGCCCACUUAAACCCUGGAAGCCCAUCAGGGUCUGAUUUGAGCGAUCCGGGCCUGCCCGCUAUGUCCAACCCCACGGCCCAUUGCAGGCCCAACCUCAUGGAAACUGCCUCUUCUGCCUCCGAUCCAGCCACGUCGCUCAGUUUGUCUCUUCCCGGGUUCGGGUCCAGGCCUAUAGCGUUAGCACCAUCGCCGUCACUGGUGCUGCCGGUGCCAGUGCCAGUGCCGGUGCCUCCUGCGGCGGCCACGGUGGAGGAGCGGGGAAAGCAAUUGUUCAACUCUGAGUUUUGGAGCGUGAUGCAAGAGAUAGUAAGGAAGGAAGUGAGAAGUUACUUCUCGGGAAUUGAACAGAAUGGACUCCGAAUGCACACCGAAGCCAUUGGAAACGCGGUGGUGAAGCGCAUGGGAAUUAGCAACAUCGAGUGAAGGCAUAAGGAUAAAAACUGUGUCGUUUCGAGAUUCGAAUCAGCCAACUGGACAUGACAUGAAUGAAUCAAAGGGAGUAGAGAAAGUGAAAAAAAGAAACAGUGUUUUUUUUUAAUUUACUUUUUUUAGUUUAAUUUUAAUUUUAAUUUCCCUUUUCUUAAGGGUAAAAAAAAAAUAGUAAUAAUUUUGGCACUGUACAGAACCCCAGAAUAUUUUAUUUUGCGGUGGGAACAGAACUUGUUGGACAAGUGAUCGAGUGAUGCCAACUAAAUUAGGGCAUGUGAAAAACACGAACAACAUCUAAUCAUCAAAAAAAAAUAUCUCUGGGUUUAAGGUGUGUCUUGGGGAUUUAUCAACCUUACCAAACCAUAUUAUGGGUUAGUCACAACUUUAUUUUCUGUAA